Molecule: messenger RNA, 1751 nt
Organism: Benincasa hispida (wax gourd)
Lineage: Eukaryota; Viridiplantae; Streptophyta; Magnoliopsida; Cucurbitales; Cucurbitaceae
Product: RING/U-box superfamily protein
Cellular component (GO): cytosol
Molecular function (GO): ubiquitin-protein transferase activity
Source: RefSeq, a predicted model, not a curated record
CAAACACGUUUUCUACAAGAUAUGAACAAAUUUGAUAUCAAUUUAUUCCAUUUUGAUAUGUGAGCCGAAUUUUCGGUCCUCUUGCGGCGGCCGUUAAAAGUUGAACUUUCAGGCGACUGGACGGCGACUCCUUCAAUCACCGGCGGUGGCCGAAACCUAGAGAGAACGUUCUGAUUUUCCAUUCAUCCAAACAGAAAAUCGGAAAGAAGACUGUUAUUAAUUUAUCAAUCGUUUUUGUUUGUUUUACUUUUGAUUCUUCCUGGCCUUUAUACUCAGUGGAAAGUCGUACUCGCGCACGAAACCAACCCAAACAUUCUCUCUCUGCGGAGAGAGAGAGAGGAGAAGCUUUUCUGAGCCUUCUCUGUUUCCCUGCCAUAGCCUGAACGGAAAGAGGAACGUUCUGAAAAGGAGUCCAUAUACCUGUGACUUCUUUUCCUUCAAUUCGAAUUGAAUUCUCAAUCGCUUUUUUCGCUUUUUGACGAAUCGAUUGAGUUCGGCGUGAACCGAAAAUGGAUUUUCUCUGCAGGUUCUUGCAUAUUGAACUUUUUUUCUCCCUUUCCUUCAAUUGAAGUCUGGCGACAUUUCUGUUUCCUUCCGCAAAACAAAUAAAAUAAAUAUAAAGGGUUGACAGUUGUAUAACUUUGAGGACAUUGCGAAUAGUACCAAUGGUUUUCUGGUGUCUCUUGUAGAUAAGUAAGCCAAAAUGGGAGGUUGCUGCUGCUGUUCUUCAAAAAGAACAGAAUCAAAUAUUGCACCGAGCUACUACUAUUACCCAAGAGCAUCGGAGGAACAUGUUCCUUUGUCAUCUCCACUUAGUACUCCCCCAGCAUUUUCAAGGGGGCUUUUAGUUGACACAAAUCUGGAUACAUCAAUCCCGGACACUUAUAGAUCACCUCCAUUGCCUAUGCCAUAUGAUGUUGUUUUAACAAGUCCACUUACUCCACCUGUGGCUCAAGAAAUUGGCAGCAAUAAGAAUGAUGCUGCAGCUCAGACAACAAAUCCCGAUACGAUCCAAGAAACAGCAUGCAUAAACACUCGGGAAACUUCGGCCAAAUGUGAAGGCGUUGAUGAAUCAGACUGCAAGAAGCAUACAGAUUUUGAAGUGGACACACUAAAAGAAUCUGAAAUUGAACUUUCAAAGGGUGUAGAAUCUAUGGUCUUACCUAUUGAAGAAGAGGAUGUUUGUCCCAUCUGUUUGGAAGAAUAUGAUGGGGAGAAUCCAAAACUUACCACAAAAUGCGAGCAUCAUUUUCAUCUUGCGUGCAUUCUGGAAUGGAUGGAAAGAAGUGAUAUCUGUCCUGUGUGCGAUCAGGAAAUGGUUUUUAGCUCUCCAAUUGAUUAGUGGCAAGAAGAAAGUCAGGCAAGUGUUUUUCUCACAUUGAAGUGAAGUUGAAAGUAUAGGUUAGAAAGUUUUUUUUUUUUGGUGAUUUUGCGUCCAGUUGCCAGCUUCAGGUUUCUUUUAGUUGUUUUGUUCAUUCCUGGUUGCACUUUUCUUUGUGAAUUUGUUUCUCUGAACAUAGAAUGGGGGGAAAAUUGGGAGAAUGAUUCUUCUUUCUUUGUUUUGUUUUGUUUUUCUUUUUGGUGGGAAGAUGUAAAUACAGUUGUGCAAUAUAGUAUAUCUGAGCUUGGUUUUUCAUUUUAGUUCCAUUUAUCAGAGGGUUACUAUUUGUCAUAAAUGGAAUUAAAAUGAAGAAAAAAGGAAUAGUAUUUCAUCAUUUUCUCUUAAACGAAUCUAGGUCGUUGAUGCAAAA